Molecule: messenger RNA, 4486 nt
Organism: Medicago truncatula (barrel medic)
Lineage: Eukaryota; Viridiplantae; Streptophyta; Magnoliopsida; Fabales; Fabaceae
Product: pleiotropic drug resistance protein 2
Exons: 20
Coding region: 82-4419 (1445 amino acids)
Cellular component (GO): membrane
Molecular function (GO): ATP hydrolysis activity; ABC-type transporter activity; ATP binding
Source: RefSeq, a predicted model, not a curated record
UACAUUACAUACAUAACUCUUGUUGUUCACCUGAACUUUAAAGUUACUUCAUUUUAUUAAUUACAAGCGAAUUGUUUUGGCAUGGCAUCAAGGUCAUAUUCAUGGAAUGUGUCCAUGGGGCGAAGCAGGAGAUAUGGACAACACAGAAGUUGGCCUUCGAUGAGUUUCAAUCAAGUGUGGGAAUCACAUGUUUUCAACACAACGGGUGGAGAUAUUCAAGAGGAAAAGGAGGAGGAACUUAUAUGGGCUGCAAUCGAACGUUUACCUACGUUCGAUCGCAUGAGAAAAGGGGUGUUAAAUCUAAUGCAUGAUGAUGGAAAGAUUGUGCAAUGCCCAAUUGAUGUUACUGAUCUAGGGGUGGAAGACAAGAAGAUACUGCUUGAGAGUAUGAUAAAGUGUGUUGAGGAUGACAAUGAGAAAUUUCUACGCGGUCUGCAAGAUAGAGUUAACAGGGUGGGGAUUGAAAUUCCAAAAAUUGAAGUACGGUUCGAAAAUGUAUCGGUGGAGGGAAAUGUGCAUGUUGGUAAUAGAUCACUUCCUACCCUGCUAAAUGCUACUCUUAAUGCUUUUGAGAAUAUUCUGGGAUUGUUUCCCCUCGCACCAUCCAAAAAGAAAAUUGUCCGUAUUCUUAAAGACGUUAGUGGAAUCAUCAAACCAUCAAGGAUGACCCUACUUUUGGGUCCUCCGGGUUCAGGGAAAACAACAUUGCUCAAGGCACUUGCAGAGACUCUUGAUCGUGAUUUAAGGGUUAGUGGGAAAAUUACUUAUUGUGGGCAUGAACUAAAUGAAUUUGUUGCUAGAAGAACAUGUGCCUAUAUUGGUGAACAUGACCUUCAUUAUGGAGAAAUGACGGUGAGAGAGUCAUUAGAUUUUUCAGGACGCUGUUUAGGCGUUGGAACAAGGUAUGAAAUGUUGGAGGAACUUUUAAGAAGGGAGAAAGGAGCGGGAAUUAAGCCAGACCCUCAGAUUGAUGCAUUCAUGAAGGCAACAUCACUAUCUGGCCAGGAAGCCAGUUUGAUAACAGAUUACGUUCUCAAGUUGCUUGGACUGGAUAUUUGUGCUGACACUAAGGUUGGUGAUGACAUGAGAAGGGGUAUCUCUGGUGGACAAAGAAAGCGAGUCACAACAGGGGAGAUGCUGGUAGGACCAGCAAAAGUACUGUUCAUGGAUGAAAUAUCAACAGGAUUAGAUAGUUCAACCACUUUUCAAAUAACCAAGUUCAUGAAACAAAUGGUUCACAUAUUAGAUGUAACAAUGGUGAUUUCUCUUCUACAACCAGCACCAGAGACAUUUGAACUCUUUGAUGACAUUAUCCUACUUUCAGAAGGUCAAAUUGUAUACCAAGGACCACGCGAAAAUGUGUUACAGUUUUUUGAAACCAUCGGUUUCAAAUGUCCUCCAAGAAAAGGAGUAGCUGAUUUUUUACAAGAAGUAACAUCCAAAAAAGACCAACAACAAUAUUGGUUUAGAAGAGAUAAACCUUAUAAAUAUGUUUCAGUUUCUGAAUUUGUUGAUUCCUUUGAUUCAUUUCACAUUGGAGAGCAGCUUGUGACGGAGCUUAUGGUUCGGUAUGAUAAGAGACAAACUCACCCAGCUGCAUUAGUGAAAGAAAAGUUUGGAAUAUCAAAGUGGGAAAUAUUGAAGGCAUGUAUUUCAAGAGAAUGGUUACUUAUGAAACGUGAAUAUGCUGUUUUCAUGUUCAGAUUUACACAAUUAGCAGUGGUGGCGAUUUUGGUAGCUACUUUGUUUCUUAGGACUGACAUGCCUUUUGGAAGCAUUGAAGAUGGACAAAAAUACUUUGGAGCAUUGUUUUUUACUCUAAUGACUAUGAUGUUUAAUGGGCAUUGUGAACAAGCAAUGAUUGUUGACAAACUUCCUGUUUUUUACAAACAAAGGGAUUUCAUGUUCUUUCCUGCAUGGGCCUUCGGUUUGCCUCAAUGGCUUAUAAGAAUCCCAAUUUCAUUUAUUGAACCAACCAUUUGGGUUCUGCUUACAUACUAUACAAUUGGAUUUGCUCCAUCACCUAGCAGAUUUUUUCGACAUUAUCUGUUAUGUGUUAGCGUUCACAAUAUGGCUGUUGCUCUAUUCCGACUUGUUGGUGCAAUUGGUAGAACACAAGUUGUUUCAAAUAUUCUAGCUGGUAUGGCCUAUCAAAUUAUAUUUGUUCUUGGAGGAUUUAUCGUCUCUAGAGAUGAUAUUAAGCCAUGGAUGUUAUGGGGAUAUUAUGUUUCUCCUAUGGCAUAUGGUCAGAAUGCCAUCGUAAUAAAUGAAUUUUUAGAUGAAAGAUGGAGCAAGCCAAAUACAGAUCCUAGAAUUGAUGCUACUACUGUUGGGCAAGUACUUCUUAAAGCUAGAGGAUUUUAUACACAAGACUAUUACUUUUGGAUAUGCAUUGGAGCAUUGUUUGGGUUUUCUCUUCUUUUCAACCUUCUCUUCAUUCUCGCAUUAACUUAUUUGAAUCCUAUAGGUGGUUCAAAUGCAUUCAUCAAGGAUGAAGGCGACGAGAAUAAUGAAAAUUCAACCCUCAUACAAAUUACAAAUAAAGAAACUACCUGCUCUUUCAAUCAAGAACAAAGAACGGGAAUGGUUUUACCGUUUCGACCUCUUUCACUUGCAUUCAAUCAUGUGAACUAUUAUGUUGACAUGCCUGAUGAAAUGAAGAGUCAGGGAAUCAAUGAAGAUAGACUUAAACUACUACAUGAUGUUAGUGGUGCUUUCAGACCAGGAAUAUUAACAGCACUUAUGGGUGUCAGUGGUGCUGGAAAGACAACCCUCAUGGAUGUAUUAGCCGGAAGAAAAACAGGUGGAUAUAUUGAAGGAAGUAUUAACAUCUCUGGUUACCCAAAGAACCAAACAACAUUUGCUCGAGUCAGUGGUUAUUGUGAGCAAAAUGAUAUUCAUUCUCCCUAUGUAACUGUCUAUGAAUCUUUACUAUUUUCUGCAUGGCUUCGCCUUCCUUCAGACGUUAACAAACAGAAAAGAAAGAUGUUUGUUGAAGAAGUCAUGGAAUUAAUUGAGCUUAUACCAAUCAGAGACGCACUUGUAGGCUUUCCAAGAGUGAAUGGCUUAUCAACAGAACAAAGGAAAAGGCUUACUAUUGCUGUGGAAUUGGUUGCUAACCCUUCAAUCAUCUUCAUGGAUGAACCAACAUCAGGCCUUGAUGCUAGAGCCGCUGCCAUUGUGAUGCGAACUGUGAGAAACACAGUAGACACAGGGAGAACUGUUGUGUGCACAAUUCACCAACCAAGCAUUGAUAUUUUUGAAGCUUUUGAUGAGUUAUUGUUGAUGAAAAGGGGAGGACAAAUUAUCUAUGCAGGACCUCUUGGUGAACAAUCACAUAAGCUCGUAAAAUAUUUUGAAGCUAUUGAGGGGGUUCCAAAAAUUAAGGUUGGAUAUAAUCCUGCCACAUGGAUGCUUGAGAUCAGUAGUUCUUCAACUGAGGCCCAACUUAAUGUAGAUUUUGCAGAGAUUUAUGCCAAUUCUACACUUUACCGAAGGAAUCAAGAGCUUAUCCAAGAAAUAAGUACUCCAACAGCAGGUUCCGAGGAUUUAUUCUUCCCAACAAAAUAUUCCCAACCAUUUUUUAUGCAAUUCAAAGCUUGUUUCUGGAAACAAUAUUGGUCAUACUGGAGAAAUCCUCCAUAUAAUUGCGCUCGGUUCAUCUUCACAAUAUCCAUUGGAUUAUUGUUCGGCCUAAUCUUUUGGAAUAAAGGCGAAACAUUUCAAAAAGAACAAGAUUUAUCUAAUCUUGUGGGAGCCAUGUAUUCUGUUGUAAUGAUCCUUGGAACCAUUAAUGUGAUGGGAGUGCAACCAGUUGUUGCAAUGGAACGAAUUGUUUUAUAUCGUGAAAGUGCUGCAAGGAUGUAUUCUGAAUUGGCUUAUGCAUUUGGUCAGGUGGCAAUAGAGAUAAUUUAUAACUUAAUCCAAACAGCCGUAUACACUACUCUAAUUUAUUUCAUGAUGGGGUUUGCAUGGAAUGCAACAAAAUUCUUAUUUCUGUACUAUUUUUUGUCGAUGUGCUUAAUCUUCCUCACCUUGUAUGGGAUGAUGACGGUUGCUUUAACCCCAAGUUACCAACUUGCUUGCAUUUUCGGUCCUGUCUUGAUGAGUAUCUGGAACUUGUUUUCUGGCUUUAUCAUUCCUAGGAUGAAAAUCCCAAUAUGGUGGAGAUGGUACUAUUGGGCUUCUCCGAAUGCUUGGGCAGUCUAUGGCAUAAUCACCUCUCAACUAGGAGACAAAAUUGCAGAAAUUGAAAUCCCAGGAGUUGGAUACAUGGGGCUUAAGGAAUAUCUCAAACAAACUUAUGGUUUUGAAUAUCACUUCCUAUCUGUGGUUGCUAUUGCUCAUGUGGGUUGGGUUCUUCUUUUCCUCUUUGUGUUUGCCUAUGCCAUGAAAUUCUUAAACUUCCAAAAGAGAUAGGUUGUGAUCAUCUUUUUAUGAGAGGGUCUUUUGCUUAUUGCCCCAGUUGUGUGUAUAAAAUAAAAUA